Molecule: messenger RNA, 2821 nt
Organism: Cuscuta epithymum
Lineage: Eukaryota; Viridiplantae; Streptophyta; Magnoliopsida; Solanales; Convolvulaceae
Source: the annotation of a GenBank genome assembly
CGACCCUUCUCAGAGUUUUAUGCUCAUGAGUUCAUUAAUUUGAAGUUUUAAAUGUAACCCGAAAAAACCACACCAGUUUGACGCCAUAUAUGAUACUCCAUUCUCCGCCAACAUUUGUUAAUGGCCGCCACGAAAUUUCCCUUGGCUGGUGACGCGGUGGCGAAUAUAAGCAGAAUUGGCACCAGCAGUAGAGACUACUUGAACGACAACCACCACAACAACCCCCUCCCCACCUCGUCCGCCUCUCAUUCUCAUCAUCAGAUGGCCAGAAAGCGGCCGGCGUCGGAGAUGGAGCUCCAGUUCGGUGCCGGGUUUUCCGAGAACAAUAGGUUUUUCCGACGAACAACGCCGGCGGAGAUGAACUUGCCAGUCCAUGGAGAUUUAAGGUUCCGCUCCAACAAUUUCGGCGAUGAUAAUAACGACGUCGCCGUCAACAACUUCUCCUCCAUGCCUCCGCCUCCAACCGCCUCAGCCCAUUUAGGCAUGACGUCAGAGGCUACACAGUUAACAUACAUGGAGCCGUUACCACCGAAUCAAAACCCCCAAAUUCAAAACGAACAGCCGCAGCCUCCUCUCCCCAUCUGCGGGUUCUCGGGUCUUCCCCUCUUCCCAGCCCCAACCCGGACCAGAAAUGCUGCCGUGACGCUGCAAUCGCCGCCUAUGACGGCGAACUACGGCGGUGCCGGUUCUGCUGGGGUUAACACUUCCGGAGAAAGUCCGAUGGCGUGGAUCGACGGGAUAAUUAAGGAUCUAAUCCACAGCUCAACCCAUGUGUCGAUUCCUCAGCUGAUACAGAACGUGAGAGAAAUAAUCCACCCCUGUAACCCUAACCUCGCCGUCCUCCUCGAAUACCGCCUCCGUUCCCUCACCGAUCCUCUCGCGAAUAACGUGUAUGAGGAUUGGAGGAGAAAGGAAGGCCAAGACGCCGUUGGCCAUCCCGUCCACAUGCCGGAAUCCAUGAAUAUGAAUAUUCCGCACUGGGAGGUAUCAGUUUCACUCCCUCCGGCCACCGCCCCUAUUACAACUCCCCAGCACGCUCAUCCGAACCUGCUCCAGCAACCGCAACCCUCACCUCCUCCGCCGCAGCAGAUUAUUCGCGACAAUUCCUCCACGGUAGCGCCCAAUCCGCCGUUUGUUCCGUCGGCUCCUCCGAGCUUGGAUAAUAGGCAACAGCAACAACAGAAAAAUCCGGCAGGGAAGGAGCAGGAAAAGCAACCGGAAUCGAAGUCUCUGACGGCGAACGAGAGCGCAGCCGCGGCAGCAGCGUUGAUGAGGAGAUCUGAAAAGGAGGAAUUAGAACAGAAACGGAAGGACGAAGAAGGGCUCCACCUAUUGACCUUACUGCUACAAUGCGCCGAAGCGGUCGCCGCGGAAAACAUGGAGGAAGCCAACGAAAUGCUUCUCCAGGUCUCGGAACUAUCAACGCCGUUCGGGACGUCGGCCCAGCGAGUAGCGGCGUACUUCUCCGAAGCCAUGUCGGCGAGACUGGUGAACUCCUGCUUAGGAAUCCACGCGUCGGCGCCGCUGAGCUCGUUGCCGGGAAGCGUGAGCCAGAAAAUGGCCGCCGCCUUCCAAGUCUUCAACGGAAUCAGCCCAUUCGUGAAAUUCUCGCAUUUCACGGCCAACCAGGCGAUUCAGGAAGCGUUCGAGAGUGAGGAUAGAGUGCACAUAAUCGAUCUCGAUAUCAUGCAGGGUUUGCAAUGGCCGGGGCUUUUCCACAUCCUGGCGUGCCGACACGGCGGGCCGCCGCUGGUCCGCCUCACCGGGUUGGGGACUUCCAUGGAAGCCCUUGAGGCUACCGGAAAAAGGUUGUCGGAUUUCGCGCAGAAACUGGGGCUGCCAUUUGAAUUCUGCCCGGUAGCGGAUAAGGUUGGGAACUUGGAUCCGCAGAGGCUGAAUGUCGGAAAGCGGGAGGCCGUCGCUGUUCAUUGGUUACAGCACUCUCUGUAUGACGUUACCGGCUCCGACGCCAAUACACUGUGGCUCUUGCAAAGAUUGGCUCCAAAAGUGGUGACAGUAGUAGAGCAAGACCUGAGCCAUGCAGGUUCAUUUCUGGGCAGAUUUGUGGAGGCAAUCCACUACUACUCGGCGUUGUUUGACUCCCUGGGAGCGUGCUACGGUGAGGAGAGCGAGGAGCGGCACGUGGUGGAGCAGCAGCUUCUCUCCAAGGAGAUCCGCAACGUGCUUGCGGUUGCGGGUCCGUCCCGGAGUGGUGAGGUCAAGUUCAACAACUGGAGAGAAAAACUUCAGCAGUCUGGCUUCCGGGGAGUGUCAUUGGCCGGAAAUGCUGCAGCUCAGGCCACGCUACUGCUCGGCAUGUUCCACUCGGACGGGUACACGCUGGCCGAGGACAACGGAGCCCUCAAGCUUGGUUGGAAGGAUCUCUGCUUGCUGACAGCUUCUGCAUGGAGGCCUCCUCCACUCCAACCUCAAUAAUUAAAGAGCAAGGCUAGUUACACAUUUUUUGGUACAUGAUUUCCAUACAUUCUUAUAUGGCAUGAAUGUGUUGAGUGAUGAAAAAUAAAGAAAUUUUCAUUAUCUAAUAGAUGCAUGCCACAUAAUAAUUUAUCAAAAGAAUGUACCACAAAAAUGUAUACCACUAUUUAUGGAUAACUAAACACUAAAAAAUGAAAUUUUUUCCAUUUCCACGCAAGUGUGGUUUGUUUUCUCAAUGAUAGAUACUUCCUAUAUGAUUUUGUGUUUUGUUUUUCUUUAUUUGUUAUAUUUUUCCAGCUUAGUGCUCUUGCUUAAACAAAAUAAAGAUAAAAAGGAAUUUCCUUAUGUUAACGCUUGCAAUUUUACGCAAACCUAUAUAACUAUA